This is a messenger RNA of Eremomyces bilateralis CBS 781.70, 771 nucleotides long. RefSeq lists its product as uncharacterized. Gene Ontology annotation, biological process: translation. The record is from RefSeq and is a predicted model, not a curated record. The coding region runs from base 208 to 606 and encodes 132 amino acids. Gene Ontology annotation, molecular function: structural constituent of ribosome. The transcript is spliced from 3 exons. Gene Ontology annotation, cellular component: ribosome; cytosolic large ribosomal subunit. NCBI's taxonomy places the organism in Eukaryota, Fungi, Ascomycota, Dothideomycetes, Eremomycetales, Eremomycetaceae.
AAGCAGUCUAGCGCGUCGGAUGUCGGGGCGCUCGUUUUUCCACACACAUUUCCCAAUCUCUCAAGCGAAUUUGACAUCAACGAACUUCGAACCUGGUGAUUGGAGCAACAUUCUUCUUUCUGCACAUCGCACACGACGCAGAAAUGAAGUGUAAGUUUGACGAUGUAUCGAUUGCAUGAGGAAAAUUGCUAACGCCGUGCGAUAGUCAUGAAAGUUGGCCGUGUGGCCAUUGUCACAAGAGGACGAUAUGCCGGCAAGAAGGUCGUGAUCAUCCAGCCCCAAGACUCAGGCAACAAGUCCCACCCCUUCCCGCACGCCCUCGUCGCCGGCAUCGAGCGCUACCCAUCCAAAGUCACCCGCCGCAUGUCCGCUGCCCGCGUCACCCGCCGCUCCAAGGUCAAGCCGUUCAUCAAGGUCAUCAACUACAACCACCUGAUGCCGACCCGUUACACCCUGGACCUCGAGGGCCUGAAGGGCGCCGUCAACAACGACACGUUCAAGGAGGUGAGCCAACGGGAGGAGGCAAAGAAGAACAUCAAGAAGACGUUGGAGGAGCGGUACCAGAGUGGGAAGAACCGGUGGUUCUUCACUGCGUUGCGGUUCUAAAGGAUUCGAUAAGGAUUUCCUUUCAUCAUGGGCGUGGAACGGCUGGCAUUACUGCGAUCAUCGGGUCUGCUUUCACGAAAAAUAUGCAUUAUGUAGCUGGUUGAAAUGCACAUGAACUGGCGAAGCAUCCGUGUCUGAGCGCCAGAUGAAUCAAUGCUGCAGGUC